CAGUAAAAUCACCGCUGGAAUUCCCGCUUUGUAUAUGAAGCUGAUCCAUUCUCCUUACGGCUCUCGCUGUGCCGAAGAUCGCGUCACGAAACCCUUCUCUCUUCACCUUCUGAUUCUAAGGGAUUCUGGAUUUUGCGCGGCGUUUGUUUUGUUCUUUCUUGUUAGCUAAGUUGAAAAUUAGGGUUUAUGGAGAUGUUUGGGAUUUCUUGUUUUUGAUGAAGGCAUGCUAAUUUUGCGUUUCUAAUUUUCUUUUAGGCGUGAUUUCUGCAUUGCUUUGGGUGGAUUUUGAUCUCCAAUUCUUAAUUUAAGUUUUUAGCUGACAAGGUUUCUGGCUGUUAUGUUUUCCAGUUGAUUUUAGAUCCUGAAAUUUUUCCAGCGGUUAGAAGGAAUAAAACAUCAAUAAUGCUUAGGUCAGUGAAGAACUCUUGAACUUAUUGUUUUACUGCAAUAAUCAGAUGUUGAUUGCCCUUUAGACAAGUUUUGACAUGUUAUUUGGUUGGAUAGGGUAAUUAUGUCACAUUUCGUUAUUGGGGAUUCUGGAGCUGUAGUAUAGGGGCUUCAUGAGUUUAAAUUGUUGUGUCAGUUGAGGAAUUUGAUCCUGUUAUUUGAUAAUAGAGCUGUAAGUGCUGGCUUUGGAGAGCUAUCUAGAUCCCAGUCACCAGGCAGUAGUGCCCCCCAUGGCACCUUCCCGAGUGGCUGGAGGUUUAGUGCAUUCAUCUUCUAGUUCUGGCAUCUAUUUCCAGGGUGAUGAGCAGUCUCAGGGGGUUGGAAAUUCCCACUUGAGCUCAUCAUUUGGAAACUCAUCGAAUUCGAUCCCAGGACUUUCAGAUCUGGGCCCUGCUUCUGGAGAUGCAAGUAAUUCGGUCUUGAACAGCGCAGGGAGCUCGGGCCCAAGUGUGGGGGCAAGUUCCUUGGUUACGGAUGCCAACUCAGGGCUUUCAGGAGGUCCUCAUCUCCAGAGAAGUGCCAGUAUCACCACAGAUUCUUACAUGCGACUACCUGCAUCACCCAUGUCAUUUUCAUCAAAUAAUAUAAGCAUUUCAGGUUCAUCUGCUGUGGACUGCUCCUCAGUAGUACAACAGAGCACCAAUCAAGAUCCAAGCUCCCGAGACUUGUUGCAGAAUCAGCUGCAGCAAGGGGCUUCUAGUGCAACAUCGUUGCCAACAUCACGAAUGGGCCCAGUUUCACUUCCCAAUGGGCCACGGGGCCCUGGCUCUUUUGUUCUGGAUCCCAAUCAUAUUACCCAGCUGCAGAAAAAACCCCGGUUGGAUAAUAAGCAGGAAGCUAUUAUGCAGCAACAGUUUCUACAACAGCUACUGCAGAGACAGGACUCCAUGCAGUUACAAAACCAUAAUCCUCAGUUGCAAGCCUUAAUUCAUCAGCAAAGACUGCGGCAACAGCAGCAACAGCAGCAACAGUUUCUGCAGUCUAUCCCACCAGUGCAGCGAGCCCACUUAUUGCAACAGCAGGAGCAACAGCAGCAGCAGCAGUUGAGACAACAGCUUCAACAGCAGGGGGUGCAGCCUAUAUCUUCUAUAAAGCGGCCUUAUGACAAUGCCAUAUGUUCUCGUCGGCUCAUGCAGUACUUAUAUCAUCAGCGCCAAAGGCCCCCUGACAAUGCCAUUCUCUAUUGGAGGAAGUUUGUUGCAGAAUAUUACUCCCCUCGUGCCAAAAAAAGAUGGUGCUUGUCAUUGUAUGAUAAUGUUGGGCAUCAUUCCCUGGGUGUUUUCCCCCAGUCAACCGUGGAUGCUUGGCAGUGUGACAUUUGUGGUUCAAAAUCUGGAAGGGGUUUUGAGGCAACUUUUGAAGUGCUUCCUAGGCUUAAUGAAAUCAAAUUUGGAAGUGGUGUCAUUGAUGAACUUUUGUUCCUGGACUUGCCACGUGAAUUUAGAUUUCCUUCUGGAAUAAUGGUGUUGGAGUAUGGGAAAGCAGCUCAAGAGAGUGUGUAUGAGCAAAUUCGUGUUGUUCGUGAGGGUCAGCUUCGUAUUGUUUUUGCCCCUGAUUUAAAGAUAUUAUCUUGGGAAUUUUGUGCAUGCCGCCAUGAAGAACUCCUUCCCCGUAGGUUGGUGGCACCACAGGUGAAUCAGUUGCUACAGGUUGCACAAAAAUGUCAAAGCACAAUUUCUGAAAGUGGAUCUGAUGGGGUUUCUCAGCAAGAUUUGCACGCAAACAGCAAUAUGGUUGUGAUAGCAGGGCGUCAGCUGGCUAGGACAUUGGAGUUACAGUCCCUAAAUGAUUUGGGAUUUUCCAAAAGAUAUGUGCGGUGCUUGCAGAUAUCAGAGGUUGUUAAUAGUAUGAAAGAUUUGAUGGAUUUCUGCAGCGAACACAAAGUUGGGGCAAUUGAGGGCCUGAAAAAUUAUCCUCCGCAUACUAGUGCUGCCAAGCUCCAGAACCAUGAUAUGGAGCAGCUAGCCACUAUUCAGGGUCUACCUACUGAUCGGAACACACUCAGUAAGCUAAUGGCAAUGAACUCUGGUGUAAACAAUCAGAUGACCAGUAACCAUCAAACUCUCAGCGGAGGAGCUUUAAGUGGCUCCGUUCAAGCUGCUAUGGCACUGACUAACUACCAGAAUUUGCUGAUGAGACAGAACUCUAUGAACUCGAACACUAAUCCACUCCAACAGGAGGCGCCAUCUUCCUUCAAUAGUUCUCACCAGAAUCCAUCUUCAACAUUUCAAGGCUCCACUGCUCUAUUGCAGGGGACCAUGCAGAAUUCACCAGGUAAUGGUUUUUUGAACUCUCAACUUCCACAGCAACAGCAGCAGCAGCCACAGCCAAGGUUGCCAAAUAGCAAAGGAUUUCCUCAACAGAGCCAUUCACAGACUCCUCAAGGUGGCCACGCAAUGCAGCAGCACAUGAUCCAGCAACUUCUGCACAAUAUGAACAAUAACACUGGGGGAGGGACGCCACAGCAGUCAUUUCCAGGGAAGAAUGUCAACGGAAAUGUGAUUAGGGAUGGAUCAGGUUAUGGAAGCAAUACCUCAGAAACUACUGCAGCCUCCAUGAUUGUGGCAGGAAGCAGCGCCAUGGUUCCAAGCAGAAGCAACAGUUUUAAAGCUGCAUCCAACAGUGACUCCGCAGCAGCAGCAACAGGUGGUGGCAACAACAGUUUCAACCUGAAAGCGCCCCCUGAUUUACCACAGAAUCUUCACUUGUCAGAUGAAAUGGUCCAGGAUAUAGCCCAUGAAUUCACAGAGAACGGGUUUUUCAAUAGUGAUCUUGAUGAUAACAUGGGUUUCAGCUGGAAAGCAUGACUUGCAUCCGUUGCUGCAAGACUAUUGCUACGUGAGUGCUCUGGAAUGUUUAUUAUCUAUGUACAGGUAAUCUGGAUUAGAACCUUUUUCUUGGUUUUUUGGCUUUAAAAAAGUUUACUGCCCUUUCUAAUUUCGGCGUCUGUUGUGGUGUUGAAAGUCUUCUUUUUCUGUGUUGAGUUUUUGGCUGGUUGAACUGUAAUAUAAUAAUGGAUGAUAUAGAACUAAUGGACAGCUAUAGUUAUCCUAUAA
Messenger RNA from Diospyros lotus (date-plum), 3503 nucleotides. RefSeq names its product probable transcriptional regulator SLK2. NCBI's taxonomy places the organism in Eukaryota, Viridiplantae, Streptophyta, Magnoliopsida, Ericales, Ebenaceae. The coding region runs from base 678 to 3254 and encodes 858 amino acids. The transcript has 10 exons. Gene Ontology annotation, biological process: positive regulation of transcription by RNA polymerase II; negative regulation of transcription by RNA polymerase II. The record is from RefSeq and is a predicted model, not a curated record. Gene Ontology annotation, cellular component: nucleus; transcription regulator complex.